AUGGAUGAUUCUGGGAUCAUCCGAAGACGGAGGCUGCAGAAGGACCUACCUCUGCCCCGGAAAAGUAGCAGUUGCAGGACCAGUAACAGGAAAAGCCUCAUCCUUACCAGUACAUCCCCCACCUUGCCGAGGCCGCACUCUCCUCUACCUGGACAUAUAGGAAGCAGUCCCCUGGACAGCCCACGGAACUUCUCCCCUAGCGGCCCUGCCCACUUCUCCUUUGCUUCGUCUCGAAGGGCUGAUGGUCGAAGAUGGUCUUUGGCCUCUCUGCCCUCCUCAGGCUAUGGGACCAACACACCCAGCUCAACAUCAUCCAGCUCGUCUCAGGAGCGUCUGCACCAGCUGCCCUUCCAGCCGACCAUGGAUGAGCUGCACUUCCUGUCCAAGCACUUUGGCAGCACAGAAAGCAUCACAGACGAUGAUGGAGGGCGACGCUCGCCACAUGUCCGCCCUCGCUCUCGAAGCCUCAGCCCGGGGCGCUCUCCAUCCUGCUAUGACAAUGAAAUAGUAAUGAUGAACCAUGUCUACAAGGAGCGCUUCCCCAAGAUGGAGGAGAGGCUGGCAGAGUUUAUCCAGAGCUACACCCCAGAGAGUGUUCUGCCCCUGGCUGACGGGGUCCUCAGCUUCAUCCACCACCAGAUAGCCGAGCUAUCCAGAGACUGUCUGACCAAAUCCCGCGAGGGCCUCAUUACCACCGUUUACUUCUGCGAACUGCAGGAGAACCUGGAGAAGCUGCUUCACGACGCAUAUAAGCGCUCAGAGAGUUCCGAGCUCACGUUUGUCACAGAGCUUGUCAAAAAGCUAUUCAUCAUAAUAUCUCGACCGGCCAGGCUGCUGGAGUGUCUGGAGUUCAACCCAGAAGAGUUUUACCACCUGCUAGAAGCUGCAGAGGACCACGCCAAAGAGGGACAACUGAUGAAAGCAGACAUUCCUCGAUACAUCAUCAGUCAGUUGGGCCUGACCAGAGACCCACUGGAAGACAUUACCACUCUUGAAAGUUAUGACAGCGAAGGUCCACAUACUCCAGAAACGGAUGACUCCGCAGAGGGGAAAGGGAGAUCCAUCAAGCCGCCCAGUGAGGAAGACUUUCAGACCAUCAAACUGAUCAGCAAUGGAGCUUAUGGUGCUGUCUAUCUGGUACGCCACAGGGAGACGCGUCAGCGUUUUGCCAUGAAGAAGAUCAACAAGCAGAACCUGAUACUGAGGAAUCAGAUCCAGCAGGCGUUCGUGGAGAGAGACAUCCUCACCUUCGCAGAGAACCCCUUCGUAGUCUCCAUGUUUUGCUCCUUCGAAACCCGGAGGCAUCUCUGCAUGGUCAUGGAAUACGUGGAAGGAGGUGACUGUGCCACUUUGCUGAAGAACAUUGGGGCUCUCCCUGUGGAGUUGGCAAGAAUGUAUUUUGCUGAAACCGUCUUGGCCCUGGAAUAUCUGCAUAAUUAUGGUAUUGUCCACAGAGACCUAAAACCUGACAAUCUGCUUAUCACCUCCAUGGGACAUAUCAAACUCACAGACUUUGGUUUGUCAAAGAUGGGUCUAAUGAGCCUGACCACCAACAUUUAUGAAGGACACAUAGAGAAAGAUGCCAGGGAGUUCCUGGACAAACAGGUCUGCGGGACACCAGAGUACAUCGCACCAGAGGUGAUUCUCCGUCAAGGCUAUGGGAAGCCUGUGGACUGGUGGGCCAUGGGCAUUAUCCUCUAUGAGUUCCUUGUGGGCUGUGUGCCUUUCUUUGGAGAUACUCCAGAGGAGCUAUUUGGCCAAGUUAUCACAGAUGACAUCGUUUGGCCUGAUGGGGACGAGGCUUUGCCUGCAGAUGCCCAGGCCCUCAUCUCUGCUCUACUGCAGACCAACCCCCUUGUACGGCUGGGCACAGGUGGAGCGUUUGAAGUCAAGCAGCACUCUUUCUUCACCGAACUUGACUGGAACAGUUUGCUGAGGCAGAAAGCAGAGUUCAUCCCUCACCUUGAGUCCGAGGAGGACACCAGCUACUUUGAUACCCGCUCAGAUCGUUACCGCCACAUCAACACGUACGACGAGGACGACACCAACGACGAUGAGCCGGUGGAGAUCAGGCAGUUCUCCUCCUGCUCCCCCCGCUUUAGCAAGGUGUACAGCAGCAUGGAGCAUCUUUCUCAGCUGGAGCAGAAAGCAACAACGUCGGUGUCCCGCCGCGAGCACAAGGGUCCACGUGAGGACAAGGUGACCAAGAGGGAGAGCCUGGGCAGCUUGAGGGACAAAAGUUGGAGGACAGGAUCCCCGGAGAUGAAGCGCCUGUCUUGUUCAGAAUCUCUCUACUCAGAAGGGGACGCGAGCCCUCCUCUUGGCGCCAGACGCCGCUUUUCGGCUUUAAUGGACACGCAUCGAUUUGCAUCGGCUCUCGAAGGCGAGCCGGAUUUUCUGACCCGCCAGAACCCGAUGAAGGUCCGAGGAACCUCGCUGGAUGGGACCACGAUCCCGUCACCGAGUCUGCUGGAGCAGAGGGCCAGCUUAAAGGAGGUCAACGGAGCAGGUCUAUCAGCAACCGGUCGGGAUGUGAUGACUCCUUUGUAUGACCCUCUGGGGCCCCGAGCCACAAAUGACCUGGUCCUCCGUCGGGCGCGUCACCAUCAUUUGUCAGGUGACGGAGAGAAGCGGAACUCCAGACAAGGCAACAAAGUCAUCAAAUCGGCAUCAGCCACGGCUCUGUCUGUUAUCAUACCAUCAGUGGAGCAACAUGGCGGAUUCUCACCACUGGCCAGCCCCAUGUCGCCCCACUCUUUCUCCUCUAACCCCUCAUCGCGUGACUCCUCACCCAGCAGAGACUUCUUCCCUGCUGUCAGUGUGCUGCGCUCCCCAAUCACAAUCCAUCGGUCCGGAAAGAAAUAUGGCUUUACUCUACGGGCCAUCAGGGUCUACAUUGGAGACAGUGAUAUCUACAGUGUCCAUCACAUUGUCUGGCAUGUGGAGGAGGGCGGCCCUGCCCAGGAAGCUGGCCUUUGCGCUGGUGACCUCAUCACACACGUCAAUGGAGAGGCCGUCCAUGGUCUGGUCCACACUGAAGUGGUCGAGCUCAUCCUCAAGAGUGGCAACAAGGUGACUGUGACAACCACCCCUUUCGAGAACACCUCCAUUAAAGUGGGUCCCGCCCGUAAGGCCAGCUACAAGUGUAAGAUGGCCCGUAGAAAUAAGCGCACAAUGGUCAAGGAGGGCCAGGACAGUAAGAAACGCAGCUCCCUGUUCCGUAAGAUCACAAAACAGUCCAACCUCCUCCACACCAGUCGCAGUCUUUCCUCUUUGAAUCGCUCUCUGUCCUCUAGUGAGAGUCUUCCUGGCUCCCCAACUCACAGCCUGUCUGCCCGCUCCCCAACACAGGGCUAUCGCAACAACCCUGAGCCCUCCUACCUGGGUGCUUCUUCCCAGAGCAGCUCUCCAGCUUCCAGCACUCCAAACUCCCCUUCCCCCUCUCAGCACAUGAGGCCCAGCUCCCUGCACGGCCUGUCGCCGAAACUCCACCGUCAGUAUCGAUCGGCCCGUUGCAAGUCUGCCGGUAACAUCCCGCUGUCCCCGCUGGCCCACACGCCAUCCCCGACCCAAUCUUCCCCUCCGCCCUUACCCGGCCACACGGUGGGGAGCUCCAACACCACCCAGUCCUUCCCCGUCAAGCUCCACUCGUCCCCCCCGGUCGUCCGCCCGAGGCCGAAGAGCGCCGAGCCUCCCCGUUCGCCUCUCCUCAAACGAGUGCAGUCGGCGGAGAAGCUGGGCUCCCCUCUGACCCAGUCCAGUUCGACGGGAGGACUCGGGGGUCAGCUGAGGAAGCACAGCCUGGAGGUGCAGCACUCCGAGUACCGCAAGGACGCCUUCCUCUGUGAGCUCGGGCUACAGAGCCUGCUUGAAACAGACGGAGAAAAUUUGCCUCCCAAUCCUCCCCCCUUGCCCUUACCCUCGACCUCACCAGAGACUGGUGUCCUGAAGCCUGUGAGGAGACUCGGGAGACAGGAGUCUCCACUCAGCAGGGAAACCCUGCUGGCAGGAAGAGAGAGGGAAGAAAGGGAGAGGGGGAGGGACCCUGAGAAAGAGAGGGAGGUUGGAAUGAGUAGAGGAACAGGAUCGCAGUCAUUCUUAGCAAGAAAGCUUCAUUCAACUGAGGUUAACUUGAACUCGCAAAGCUCCAAACUGGGUACACAAGCCACUAGAUCUCUAACCCCUAGCACGCCUAUCAAAAGCUCUGGACAGAAGGAGCCAGAGAAGACACAGAAUCAGACAGACUCGCAGACAAAGCAGCUACAAGCCAACCAAACCAAAAGCGUGUUAGCUAACAGGAAAGAUCCCCAAGAGCAGAAGCCGGGAGGCAUCCCUGAGCCAAAGCAGGAUGGAGACAACAAAAGUAGGUCUGGUUUACCGACCGCUGCCUUCGGUAAGAGUCCUUCUGCAGCAGUGACCGGAGCUACUUUGAACAUGAACAAAACGAUUAAAUCAUCGGGAAUGGGGGACAGCCUGAAAAAGGCCGAAAGCAAUGAUUCGAGAACUCCAGAGCUCGGCUCCAAAAGCCCCAAACUUCCAGCUCGGAUCCUGGCUCCCGUGGUUCCGUCCCAUGGGCAGCCGCUCUCGCUAGGCAAAGUCAGGCAGGGACUGGGCCCCGUCAACUGCUACCGGGGGACACUCGACUGGGAGGACAAAUGUCGCCUGGAGGUGGUGGAGGAACAUUCCCCCUCUCCCUCCCCCUCCCCGACAGCCGUGACCCCCUCCCUCUGCGGACCCUCCCUCUGUAAGUCGCGGCCCGUCUCCCCGGGCGACAAGACGAGCUUCGUCAGCCAGCUUACCACCGUGGCCAAAAACGUGCUCGGCCCGAUCAAGCUCGGCUCUCAGGAAGGCGCCAGGAGCAAAGAGCAGCAGACUAAGGUCCUGGAGGAGAAGCAGGGGGGCGCUGUGGGAAAGUCUGAAUCUCCUGCUGGGGCUCGAGCGAUUGCCGGUGCCGCCGUGGUCACCCAAAGUCCAGCCGGCUCGCCACUCGAGAAAGCUGCAGCAGUCGGCAGCCUGCCGAAAAUGUGACCCCAAGGGGUCCUUAAAUCUCACUUUAGUAGAAAACGAGGGGAAAACUUUUUGGGAGGAUAAACUACAAAACAGAGGACAAGCACUUAAAAACGAUGUACAUUCCAGUUUCAGAGUCUAUGAGGUGUUAUUUAUCAAUUCCAAUCCCUAACUGAUUCAAACUAAAAACAAAGAUAAAAAAAAACUAUAAAGGUGCAUUAACUGUUGAUUUUUCUAUUUUGAAUUAUUUAUUAAGAGGACUCUUUAUGAUGUAAUGUGAAACACUAUCAGAUGUUUAUGUGUGGGUCAAUGUGAAUGCAUGUCGUACAGUAUGUACUUUACAUUUGUAAUAGGUACAAGAGGAUGAAAAAGUGCUUUACUGAUCAAAACAUGCUGAAUACUGUGAAUACCAAAUCUAGCCACUAUUUUUGACCAGGCCUUUUUUUUUUCUUUUUAGUUGUUUUGUUAGUUUUUUCCACCGCUGGAGAGUAAAAGAGUCCAGUUGUCAUCAAGCAAAAACACUUUACACAAACCAACACUUUGGCCGCAGUGCAACAGGAGAAAGACGAUUAAGCUUUUUUUUACUCAUUAUCCAGCAGUUUACUGCUUCGGAUUAUACAGUCAGCCGUCGCCAUAGCAGGCAGUCCGUCAGGUGAUGUCACAUUCAGACCUGUCUAGCUCAGCUCAUCAUGGGGGAUUGUGUGUAAAGUGUGUGUUUCCACCACUUUGAGUCUGUUUCCUGAUGGUUCUUGAAGGCUGCACCGGGCUGCGGAGACAGCUGAGCUCAGGCUGAGCACUUAUCUCCACCUAGCAGGAUGGCCGCCUCAGCCCCUUCCUCCGUCACGGGUACGCACGUUCAUAAACACGGGAGGCAGCCGAGUCAGCAGCUGAUUGCCGUGCGUUUAAAUCCUUACCCCCUGUUGUAGUCCAUUAGUCGGGACACAAAUAUGUUAAGGCGAUUGUGAGCAUGUGUGUGUCUUUUUGGUGGACCGUUACUCUUAGUCACAGGUCAUGAUAUAAACAGGAAGGGAGCCUUUUGAUAAACACACCGAACUGGCACAAAGAAGAUGGCCCAGCAUGAGUAUGGUGUGUGAAGCCAUUACAUCAUGUUGUAAGCACAGAUACAGUAAUCUGGGGUGUUGUUUUUAGCCCAAACAGAGACAGCUGGCAGUUGUGGAUGUAGCAUACCAUUAUUUAUUUGUACAAGGUUUCUGUAGCCAAGAUGGACCUGUAUGUAUAAAGAAAAAGAAUCAUCAGUGGUAUAAUCAGAAUGACUGUUAGGUUAGCUACAGUAGGUAGUACAGAGUGAUACAUGUACAGUAAUGCUCAUUGUAAUAAUAUGAUAAAGACAAUUCAAUCAGUAACUUCAUUAAUAGUCCUGAAAAACUAUCUACAGCGUAUCUUCCUCUCAUUGGUUAUCAUCACUUCCUUAUAGUUUGUAACCAUAAAUGUACAUAAUCUUAUGCAAAUUAUUUAGAGCUGUGUGAAUGUGGACAUGUUUAGAAAGCUUAAUGAUAUAAAGUCACUGUGUGUAACACUAACAUAUAUCAGACGAAACAUUGAUUAUCCAUCCACCCAUCUUUUUUUUAUAAUUGCUUCAUCAGAUUACUUACUUCAUAAUGCAAAAGCAAAGCAUGAGGUGAGAAUUGGUCUCUUUAAAGAAGCAAAAUUACAUAGUGGAUGAAUUUUCAAGCUAGGCAAAGAAAGAAUACUCAGAUAACACCUUUCCCAGUUGGGAGUUGCAGAUGAGAAAUUAGGUCUCGAUGUUAUUAUAAGCUUGUUUUUCUUAUCCAUGAGUAAUCUAGCCAACUGAUGCAGGUGCAAUUUGUUACAUCUCCAACAUCAACCGUAGAUAUCAGUAUUUGUUACAUACUGUUCUUUAAUUUCUGGAUACUUACAUGCAUUGUAACGUUUCACUUCCUGCAAAUGAUAAGAUUCAUUUUAGAUUUGUCCAGGUUUCACUGAUGCAAAACAGGAUCCAUCAGAAGAGGAAUUAUACAUUAAAGAAGAAGACUGAAGUGUUCUUCUAAGUCCAAAAAGUGUCCGAAAGUAGUUCAGUCUGUGCAGGACAUACCUCCGUCUUAGUGUUUUGUUCUUGAAGAUCAGGUCCUGUCAUUUCAGGCUUGGGGCACUUUUUGGCAGUUGCUUGUUGCCUUGUUGCAAAAGACAACAGAAUCGUGUUGUUUAAGUGAAAAGAGCAAAACAAUAAGUGUCACAUUGCUGCUAUAUGCAACAAAGAAACCUGUUUGAUGUUUUCUGCAAUCUGCCAUAAAUGUGAAAGCAUGUCCAAUGUAAUACAUCAGUCUUUUUUUUAUUCAACAUUGUACUCUACUACCCUCUAGUGGUUUCGCAAUGACAAGUUUUCAACAUGUUGAACUGUCCUAAAUCUUUUUUUUGAAACUUUAUUUUACUUUACUGAGACCACUGAUUUACUCCAGAAUGUCUGUUACUAGCAACGGGCUUACUAAAUAUGCAUUUAUGUUUCUGAUACUAAAGAAUUGCAGUAAUUAUCAAAUUAACUCUUGAAGCAAUUUAUUUAUAUUGCUUUCUUCAUGUGAUUUGUUAAUUAUAUCAUUAGAAAUAAGAAAACCAUUUUUUUUAAUAUGCUGUCUUCAAUACUGACUGAAGGAAUCAUUGUAUCUUGAUGCUAUGAUGGAGAUCAGCUCUAUCCACCUGAUAGUGAAAGAGCAGCAUAUCUUACAGAUUACUGUGUCCACAUUCAGGCCUUUUAUUAUGUUUCUGUUUUUAGUUGACAGAGAGAGUAUAUAUACACAUAUUCAUGUAUGUGUGUAUGUGUGUGUGUCUGUGUGCGUGCGUGUAUGAACUUUAUUUGACAGAAAAAUAUCUUACUUUGAUGCUACUGCCACGAAGUCAUCAAUGACUAUCAAAUAUGGAUUUUGCAAACAAACAAGAGUCCAAGUAUAAAAGCAUUCCACACUUCUCUGUUCACUCAAUGUGUAUUUAGUUGUACCACUGGGGUAUUUUUUUGGUGAUAGAUGUGACUUAAAUGCAAACACCUGAAGUGCAGUAUGUGGAUUAAAGUUUCUUGAAUUUGCUCCAUGAAUUGUCGCCUGACGUUCUUU
Molecule: messenger RNA, 8090 nt
Organism: Menidia menidia (Atlantic silverside)
Lineage: Eukaryota; Metazoa; Chordata; Actinopteri; Atheriniformes; Atherinopsidae
Source: the annotation of a GenBank genome assembly